Messenger RNA from Brassica rapa (field mustard), 444 nucleotides. RefSeq names its product EPIDERMAL PATTERNING FACTOR-like protein 6. The record is from RefSeq and is a predicted model, not a curated record. NCBI's taxonomy places the organism in Eukaryota, Viridiplantae, Streptophyta, Magnoliopsida, Brassicales, Brassicaceae. Gene Ontology annotation, biological process: guard cell differentiation; stomatal complex development.
AUGGGAUCCCAGACACCAUCAUCAUCAUCAUCAAUACCAUCAUCAGAAAAAUCGAGAGCUAAAUUCAGUCUCUUUUAUAUAUUCCUACUCUGCGUUGUCCUCUAUGUGUUGGCCACUUCCAUACCCCCUUCUUCACUUUCUUCUCCAUAUAUUAGGAACUCUAAUUCUGGGAAAUUAGGGCACUUCUAUGCACAGGAGGAGGAAGGCAAGAGUACACUUGUGAUAAAGAAGAUGAGGAGGAUCGGUGACUGGACCCAAGAGGCGGAGCUACGGAGGAUUUUAAAGGGAUUGGGGUCAUCUCCGCCACGGUGCACCUCCAAGUGUGGAAGAUGCACGCCGUGCAAGCCUGUGCACGUCCCGGUAUCUUCGGGCACUCCUGUCACCGCUGAAUACUACCCUGAAGCUUGGAGAUGCAAGUGCGGCAACAAGUUGUACAUGCCAUGA